Messenger RNA from Maniola jurtina (meadow brown), 3143 nucleotides. RefSeq names its product double-stranded RNA-binding protein Staufen homolog 2 (gene stau). The coding region runs from base 158 to 2695 and encodes 845 amino acids. NCBI's taxonomy places the organism in Eukaryota, Metazoa, Arthropoda, Insecta, Lepidoptera, Nymphalidae. The record is from RefSeq and is a predicted model, not a curated record. The transcript is spliced from 18 exons.
CAACAUUUUUAACAUGGCCGCAUGUUGAACGAAACGAUUUUCUUUACUGUUUGCCAAAUAAAACAAUAUUCGCGUGUAUUGUGAGCGGAUUUAUGUCGAUCGUGAAGCCGGAGACUUGAAUAAUUUGUGUGACAAAUUUACGGCUGCGAUCGCUAGGAUGAUGCAUCACCCGAACAUGCAUCAUCAGCCGAUGUCGGGGCACCCGCCGCCGCAGCACCUGUCGGGCCACCAGGGCAUGCCGGCGCACCACCAAAUGCCGCCGCACCAAAUGCACCGGGAGAACAGGCAUGUAGCAUUAACUAGGGUGCCGAUGGGUCCCUCUCAGGCCAGCGGUAUGGGCGGUCACGGUCAGAUGGGCGGUAUGGGCUCCAUGCCCGUCCCGCCGCAUCAUGCGCCCACACCGCGACCGCCGCACCCUAUCAGAUCCAUGCAUCAUCCGCCGACGCAACACCACUCUGUGCCGCCGCAACAGAACCGCAUCCGGCGGCCGUACUCAGUCGGGGGAGGCUACGGCCCCGGCGCAGUGCCCGGCGUCAUGCCGCCGCCCUACGCGCCGCCGCCGCCUCUGGCGCCGCCCACCACGCAGCAGAGCCACAACGGUCUGUGCAGGCCUUCCUCACCAAUACUCUCAGUGCCAACAAAGCUAAAGCCUGACUUUGUGACACCAUCAACCUCGGCUAGCACAAUAAACUCCGCGCCAAGCAACAAUAUUGACACGAAAGAAGAGAGCGGGAUAGUAUUAUCGAACAAUGCGGGAGUGGGAGCGGGAGCGGCGACAGACGCGGACGACAAAAUAGAGAAGCACGCGGCGGCGGGUGAGGGCGAGGCGCGCGCCGCCGCGCCGGCCAACAGUAAAGAGAAGACCCCCAUGUGCCUGGUCAACGAGCUGGCCAGGUACAAUAAGAUUAAGCACCAAUACCGCCUCACAUCAGAAACGGGGCCCGCUCACAAAAAAGUAUUCACAGUAACACUCCGACUGGGUGAUACUGAGGAAUACACAGCUGAGGGGUCAUCGAUAAAGCGCGCGCAGCACGCGGCGGCGAGCGCAGCCCUAGGCGGCACGCGCUUCCCGCCGCCGCCGCCGCGCGCGCCGCCCUCGCACGCGCACCACGCCUCGCACCACCGCCACGCUGGUGCUGUAAUGCCAACAGUGGAACUCAACGCACUGGCGAUGAAGCUGUGUCAGCCGGCGGUGUACACGUCCGUACCGGCCGUGCCGCGACCGCGGCCGCGCGUGCCGUACCGGCUGCCCGCGCCCUUCGUGCCGCCCUACCCUCACGCGCCGGGCCCGCACGUUCACACGCCGCGGCUGAUGGAGCCCGCGUCCCUGCUGUACAGGGUGCGCGUGUGCGUGGGCGGGCGCUCGUGGGUGGGCGAGGGCGCCACGCCGCAGGGCGCGCGCCACGACGCGGCCGCGCGCGCGCUGCACGACUUGCGCCCCUCCAACGGCAACGACAGCGACAAUGGAGAUUCUGGUUCGGAUAUCCUCAACUCGGAAGUGAAGUCGCCAGUGUCGCUGGUGCACGAACUGGCGCUCAAACGGAAUCUCAACGUGCAGUUCACGGUCAAGUCGGAGCGCGGACCGCCACACAUGAGGGUGUUCGUAACAGCGUGCACGGUGGGCGAUAUGGAGACAGAAGGGGAAGGGAACGGCAAGAAAGUGUCAAAGCGGCGCGCGGCCGAGCGCAUGCUGGAGGAGAUGCGGCGCCGCUGGCCGCCCGCGCUUCUGCGUGCGCGCCCGCCCGCCGACCGACGCCGACACGCGCCCACUAAGAAGAAGCCCAGGAACCUCAUCAAGGAGGGCGGUGCGGGCGCGGGCUCGGGCAGUGAAGGCGGGGGCUCGAGUGCGGGCGGCGCGGGCGUCAACGCCGCGAGCGCGAGCGGCGGCGCCGACAACCCCAUCUCGCGCCUCGCCGUCGCGCGCCACGCGGCCCGCGCGCGCUCGCCGCAGUACCGCGUGCUGGAGGAGAGGGGCGCGGCGCGGCGGCGGGAGUUCUUGGUGCAGUGCGAGGCGCCGCCGCACUGUGCCACGGGGCUGGGACCCAACAAGAAGACCGCCAAACGACGCGCCGCUCACAAUGUCCUGCUGGCAAUGGAAAUGAGCACAAACUCCAACGACCAGCCCACACUGAGUGCAAACAGCGGUGACGCCACCAACGUCUCUGGGGAUUCUAAUAAAGCUAAUAACAUUGACGUAAAACGAAAGGAAAACGAGGUGAAUUCGGGAGGCGCCAACAGUGAUGUGCGACAGCCGGUUCCCGGCGUUCUGAUGAUGGACUACCAUCAACGCAGUGGACAACCUUCACAACCCAAUGGAGUGAGCGAGACAAGCGCCACGGGCGGCGUAACGCCCGCCGUGUCCUCUGGUGUGAGCGGGACGGGCGCGGGCAGCAACUCACCCGGGGCCAAGGACCAGCUCAUGUACCUGUCCCAGCUGCUGGGCUUCACUGUGCAGUUCUCCGACUUCCCCAAGCGCAACCACGGCGAGUACCUGUCGCUGGUGUCGCUGUCGACGGAGCCGCCCGUCAUGUGCCACGGCGGCGGUGCAUCCACCGCGCACUCGCACGAGCAGUGCGCGCGCGCCGCGCUGCGCGCCCUCGCGCUCAUGGGCCUCGACGCGCCCACCACCGGAAUGCAGAGCAUGCCGGGUCCGGGCGCCAAGGCCGGCGUGAUCAGCACCGGCACCGGCGAGUGAGGCCCCCACCACCCCCCUCCCCCCGUAGCGUAAUCCCCUCCCUCGCAAUAUUACACGUGUGAAUAUCUCACGGCGCGAAAUAAAUCGUUCGGGAUGUCCUCUUUGCUUGACUGCUGUAGUUCGUGCCACGGCUGAUGGGUACCAAUGGUAACCGGUGUGUAAUUUUUUUAAACCAAAACAUUUUUUACAGAGUUUUGGGGUAUAAAAUUAAUGAAAACUUCGUCUUAAUGUUAUCAACUAAAAGAAAUGGAUGUUACUCUGGAAUUCAUAGUCGAGAUAGGGGCUUCUUUAAAGGGUGAUACAAACAACAUAUUGCGUCAUAUUCAACCUUUAUACAACGCGUUAAGGUUGUGUAUGGCACAUGUCGUCUGAAUCGUCCUCUAAAGAAUUCUCUAUUUUGUUUGACUAUGAAUUCCCAUGUUAGAAAUAAAGAUUUGAAUUUUGAAUC